UACCUCUUACAUGCGUAAUUAAAUUGUGUAUAUAAAAAUAUAGAUACGUAUAAAGGUGGUUAAACUAACCUUGUUUAGUUUGGUGCAAUGAUUGUAGAUUAUCCCGGGACAUGUUGAACCAUUGACAGAGCAACAGCUGAUGGGAAUAUGUGGAUUACAGCAAUCUACACAUGAGGCAGAAGAAGCCCUUUCACAAGGGCUUCAAGCUCUGAAUCAAUCUCUCUCCGAUACCCUAAUUUGUGAUCCACUCAACGUUCCCUCAGAUGUGAACAGCUUCAUGAGCACCAUGGCUCUAGCCAUCAACAAGCUCUCCACUCUAGAAGGUUUUGUUCGUCAGGCUGAUCAUCUGAGGCUUCAAACCCUUCAUCGGCUACACCAGCUCCUCACCACUCGUCAAGCUGCACGGUGUUUCCUGGCCAUUGCAGAGUACUUCCAUCGCCUCCGCGCCCUCAGCUCUCUCUGGUUGGCCCGCCUCCGGCAAGAAUGAGAAAAUCCCUUGCCGUAUGAACGUUUUAGUUAAUCUCUAGACCUCCUAAUUAAGAAUAUCAAUAGCUUUCUUUUUUUUUUACUGUUUUAUAGAGAUGUAUAGAGAUCAUAUAACAACUAAAUUAAGACUUUUAUAAAAGUAGAAGUCAUUAAACUUCC
Messenger RNA from Olea europaea var. sylvestris, 645 nucleotides. RefSeq names its product bZIP transcription factor TGA10-like. Lineage: Eukaryota; Viridiplantae; Streptophyta; Magnoliopsida; Lamiales; Oleaceae. The transcript has 2 exons. Gene Ontology annotation, biological process: DNA-templated transcription. The record is from RefSeq and is a predicted model, not a curated record. The coding region runs from base 140 to 487 and encodes 115 amino acids. Gene Ontology annotation, molecular function: sequence-specific DNA binding.